AUGAAGCUCAACCCGGCCAAGUGUGCCUUCGGUGUCCCUUCGGGAGAAUUCAUCGGCUAUAUUGUCACUCAACGAGGAAUCGAGGCUAACCCCAAGCAGAUCUCGGCGAUCCUCGAUCUUCCAAGCCCGAAGAACAGCCGCGAAGUACAGCGACUAACCGGAAGGAUAGCAGCUCUCAACAGGGUCAUCUCGCGAUCAACCGAUAAGCGUCUCCCCUUCUACGAGCUACUAAGGGGCAACAAGAGGUUCGUCUGGGACGAGAAAUGCGAAGAGGCGUUCAAUCAGCUAAAGUAUUACCUCACAACCCCCCG
Messenger RNA from Brassica oleracea var. oleracea, 311 nucleotides. RefSeq lists its product as uncharacterized. The annotation marks the transcript as partial. The transcript has a single exon. The record is from RefSeq and is a predicted model, not a curated record. NCBI's taxonomy places the organism in Eukaryota, Viridiplantae, Streptophyta, Magnoliopsida, Brassicales, Brassicaceae.